Gopherus evgoodei (Goodes thornscrub tortoise) is the source of this 2173-nucleotide messenger RNA. RefSeq names its product RAD51 paralog B (gene RAD51B). Bases 650 to 2047 code for a protein of 465 amino acids. Gene Ontology annotation, biological process: double-strand break repair via homologous recombination. NCBI's taxonomy places the organism in Eukaryota, Metazoa, Chordata, Testudines, Testudinidae. Gene Ontology annotation, molecular function: ATP-dependent DNA damage sensor activity; ATP hydrolysis activity; DNA binding. The transcript has 12 exons. Gene Ontology annotation, cellular component: Rad51B-Rad51C-Rad51D-XRCC2 complex. The record is from RefSeq and is a predicted model, not a curated record.
GCGACUCGCUCAUUGCCGCCUUCUGGGCCAUGCAAGAAGUGGGGGGUAGGUAGGUAGGGAGGCCUCUCUCCCCCUGGGGGCAUUCACAAAGGAGGGAGAACAGCUGGAUGAUGUUCUCCAUAGAGGCACGUGCAGGAUCCGCACCGUAAACCCUGUGUGCAGUGGCAGCAUUAGGACCUGUAAUUCACUAUCGGUGCAGCCCCGCUGGUGGAAACUGGGAUUAAAUUGAGGCUAUGUACACACUACAUCUUACCUCGGUAUGAGUUAUGUCGCUCAGGGGUGUGAAUAAGCUACCCCCCGAGCGACGUAAAUCACAUGACCUAAGCACCAGUGUGUACAGCGCUAUGUCUGCAGGAGCGCUUCUCCCACAGAUACAGCUCCCGCUGCACUCCGGGGCUGGAGUAAAUAAGUUGAUGGGAGAACUUGCUGGCUUCAGAGUAUCUGCUGUAACAGUGCUACAUGGGCACGGCUGUGUCGCUUUAAGCUCUGUAGUGUAGCCAUAGCCUCAGGUGUUAUUUUUGUACCAUAGCAUCAUCUGAGUAGCAGGGGGAAGUAACACUUGAGUCCUGACUACAGGUUCUAUUGCAGGAACUGCAUCAGUGAUGAAUUAUGGGUCCUGUAGAUGAAGCCCUAAUGUUGCAAGGCAAACAUGACAGUGAAUUUUCAGGACCUCUGGGCUUUCUGGAACUCCCAGUCAGUUCAGUGGUUUGAGUAUUGGUGUGCUAAACCCAGAUGUGAGAACAUGGCCACUAAGAAAUUAAGAAGAGCAGGGUUAUCUCAGGAACUUUGUGACAGGCUAAGUCGGCAUCAGAUCAUUACCUGUCGGGACUUUCUGUGUCUUUCACUCUUGGAGCUAAUGAAAGUGACCGGAAAAAGUUAUUGGAAUGUACAGAAGCUUCUUUGCAAAGUCAGCUUAGCUUGUGCUCCCAAAAUGCAGACUGCUUAUGAGAUGAAAAUGAAAACGGCUAUCAAUCCAUCGUCAGCCUUCUUAUCCACUACCCUAAAUGGUUUGGAUAAAGCCCUGCAUGGUGGAGUGGCCUGUGGAUCCCUCACAGAGGUAACUGGCCCAUCGGGUUGUGGCAAAACUCAGUUUUGUCUUAUGAUGAGUGUACUGGCUACUCUGCCUAUCAGCAUGGGAGGACUAGAUGGGGCUGUCAUAUACAUUGAUACAGAGUCUGCAUUUGGUGCUGAAAGGUUGGUUGAGAUAGCAGAACACCGUUUCCCUAAUUAUUUUGGCACAGAAGAAAAGUUGUUUUCAAUGACCCGUAGCAUUCAUCUCUAUCGGGAGCUCACCUGUGACAGUGUGCUGAAAAGGAUUAAGACUUUGGAAGAAGAAAUCAUUUCCAAGAAGGUUAAGCUUGUAGUAAUUGACUCUGUUGCUUCAGUGGUCAGAAAGGAGUUUGAUACGAAACUUCAAGGAAACCUGAUGGAGAGAAGUAACUUUCUGGCUAGAGAAGCAUCGUUAUUGAAGUACUUGGCUGAGGAAUUUUCAAUACCAGUUAUCUUGACAAAUCAGAUUACCACACGGCUGAGCAAUGGCCUUGAUAUCCAGGCAGACCUGGUGUCUCCAGCUGAUGACUUGUCCCUGUCUGAAGUUUCAGGAGCCUCUGGGAGCAAGGAAAGGGAACCUGGCUAUGUGACAGCAGCACUGGGGAACACAUGGAGUCACAACGUCAACACCAGGCUCAUACUACAGUAUCAUGACUUGCAGACAAGACAGGUCCUGAUUGCUAAAUCUCCCAUUGCUCCAUUCUCAGCUUUCUUCUACACCAUUGAAAAUUCUGGCCUAGUUCUUCAAGAUUUGAAAGUGCAAGUAGGACAUGGAAAACCCAGAUGGAGAAGUGGAGAUAGAAGAUGGAAAGGACCACCCAGAUGCCAGCUGGGAAGGCUCCAGUCCUGUACUGCAGGCCAUAAGAGUGAGGACCAAUAUCUUGAAAGAUGGCUUCCCCAGUUCCACUGCUCAGACCCUCAAGCUAGCACAACCUAUAUGAAGAAGAACAUGUCUCAGCUGGAGCGAAGCAUGACACAGAUAUUUUCCCAAAUGUGAUUUCUUUAAAUUCCUAUGAAGCAGUUCAUGGAAUUGCUUCUUCUUUUACCUCUGAACAGGGUGAUUUUGAAUGUGGUUCUUGUUCUUUGUACAUGAGUAGCCAUAUUAUAUUUAGUGAUAUAAAAA